UCCAUUAAACAGGCCGAACACAGCGAAACAGUAAGGCCUGCAUAUAAAUAUAUCGAAGAAGCCGUGCCCGUAGAGGUCUGGAAAGCCAAGACAACGCCAUGGAAGUUCAGAAGAAGAAGGUGGUGAUGAGUCUUUUUCUUUUUACCUUCUUCUUAUACGAGUCUGGCGUGAGAGCUUGGACUGGUGAAAUCCAUGGACGAGUUGUCUGUGACGUCUGUAGUGAUUCCUCCAUUGGACCCGAAGAUCAUGUUCUUGAAGGUGCUGAGGUAGCUGUUCUUUGCAUCACAAAAUCCGGAGAAGUCUUAAAUUAUCAGGCAUUCACCAACGCUAAGGGGAUUUACACAGUGGCUGAGACAAUGCCUGAGAGUGACCGCUGGGAUGCGUGCCUGGCACGGCCUAUCAGCAGUUUCCAUGAACACUGUACCCAUCUUGGUGAUGGUAGCUCAGGAAUCAAGUUCAGUUAUAAUCAUCUGUCGGGUUACUCUCACACAGUCAGAACCUUCGUUUAUAGACCUGCCACUGUGCCAACUUACUGCAUUUGAAAUACUGAUGGUCGGUGUCGUGUUCCUACAUGCUUGAACUUGAAAGGAAAUCGAGAUAUAGAUCGCUGGUGUCUACCAUGAAUAUGUGAUUAUGUAAUGACCAUCUUGAUCUAAUAUGCUUUUCUGGAACCAGGUAGAUCAUGUGAGUGUAUUUAUGCUUGUUGUCAUAAUUAUAAACCCAAACUUUUGCUUAUAAUGUUAUACUAGAACCAGCCUAAAAAUGUCAGGCUUGUGUUGUC
Molecule: messenger RNA, 781 nt
Organism: Juglans microcarpa x Juglans regia
Lineage: Eukaryota; Viridiplantae; Streptophyta; Magnoliopsida; Fagales; Juglandaceae
Exons: 2
Coding region: 99-542 (147 amino acids)
Source: RefSeq, a predicted model, not a curated record